Molecule: messenger RNA, 1047 nt
Organism: Peronospora farinosa
Lineage: Eukaryota; Oomycota; Peronosporomycetes; Peronosporales; Peronosporaceae
Source: the annotation of a GenBank genome assembly
AUGGCUCUGGACUUUGACCGCAAUGACCAGUAUGCACUCACGCUACUUGGUGGUAACAAUAGUGACGACCUAUACGAAGGCUCUACCAACGGCAGCAGCAACAAUUUAGCCAAUCGCCCGUAUUCCAAGACCACAUCCGGCGUGGACAAUGAACUCAUGCGGAAUGAAAUUGUGCGUCUUGAGAAUAUGCUCGCCAGUCGCAUUGCAGCUCGUGCUAAUCAAGACAAAUCAAAUUUACCAUUGGAACGUUCGAGCAAGAUUGAAAAGUACGUCGAGGUUAUGGAACUUACCAAAUGUCUUCGUCGUCAAAAGGAAUUUCUACUGAGUGAGAACCGCAAGCGUCAGCGUUUUGCUGAAAAGAUUCAGCAAGCCAUGCCGCCCUCAACCGAUAGCAUUCAGUUUAUGAAAAACGUCAAGUAUCCGCCCGAUGAAGAGCUGGAGAAGGCGUCCCGCGAGGCAUUUAUGGAGAUGAUGGAGUAUCAGGUGAGUGGAGAGGCUACGACGUACAUGGGCUGGCAGACGAAGCGCGAGUCCAAAUCCAUGUACAUGCACACGUUUUCAAAGAAAAGUUUUGUCGGUGAGGACAUGGUCCGCAUUUUUAAUGAGACAUGGACAAUGUUUCACGAUGAAACCAAGCAGGAGCUACUGCACCGCCGACGAAGCAAGUUCUGCAUUUUGAAGAAGUUGAACGACAACAUGUACUUCACGCGAAACAUUCACCAAUUUAUUGGCGAGAGCUUUCCACGCCAUGCAAUGACGUUGGUGUGCCGUAUUUCGAUCGACAAGAACGCUUUUGCUAUUAUCAGCAAAUCGGUGGUGCCACCCACGAACGACGCACAACACUUAGUGUGGACUGACGAGUGCUACAUGUGGAAAUUUGUGAGGCACAUUGAUGCACAGAACGGGUUUGACAUCUCGAUUCGCGGAAAGUAUGGCAGCACUUCGGCUGUCGCAGGCAAUCGCUUGCCUAUGCUCGAGUCUUACUUCCAGCUUGUAGACUGGGAGUCGCUGGUCAUCCGCCCCAUGUUCGACUUCACAGCAGCUUAG